Diachasmimorpha longicaudata is the source of this 4118-nucleotide messenger RNA. Its product is annotated as odorant receptor 46a-like. Gene Ontology annotation, biological process: sensory perception of smell; detection of chemical stimulus involved in sensory perception of smell. The transcript has 5 exons. The coding region runs from base 1974 to 3194 and encodes 406 amino acids. Gene Ontology annotation, molecular function: olfactory receptor activity; odorant binding. Gene Ontology annotation, cellular component: plasma membrane. Lineage: Eukaryota; Metazoa; Arthropoda; Insecta; Hymenoptera; Braconidae. The record is from RefSeq and is a predicted model, not a curated record.
GACAACUUCAUUGCAUGAAUUCACGAGAAUUUUACGGAAUUUACGAACGAAAACCUCUUCACACUAUUUUUAUAUAGAAAGUGGGAUAAAAUGGAAAUAAUCGAUUGAUUUCAGCGUUGAACUGAGGGAAUUCCUCGGAAUUAUGUGGGAAUUAAUCCCAAGACUUUUAAAGCUUGAAACUGUCGAUUAAUUUUUUAAAAAUCAAAAGAACAAUUUUUUGAAGCGAUAAAAUUGGGAAAAAAUUCCAAGUGUACAGUAAAUUACCGAAAUUUCCCCGCCAAACUUCCGGGACUCCCUCCCCCCCCAGGGUGACCUAUUUAUCAGUGAUAAAUAUCCGCUCUCGAGUGUCAGAAAGUCAAGUGCGACCCGGUAUUUGAUGAAAUAUACCCGAAAACCUCACGAGAAGUUGAAAAUUCCACGAGAACAAGUGGGCCGAGGAGCUCAAGAUAAAGUACUGAAGGUAAAAAACAAAAACAAAGUCACAACACCAGAGGGAGUAUAAACGAUAACGAAGAAAGACGUGAAGCACCCGGUGGUAAUACAUACAUACACCCCCAAGACGACGCAACAAACUACCCCUGCAUAGUUCAACAUUAUUUAGGAGCUUCGCCUAGUGUCCAUGGUCUGAACGUAAUUAAAGUAUUUGUAGGAUGAAUUAUUUAUGAAGGUAGUUGGAUGAAAACCGCAUAAAUGAGUAUCCAGGGAGUGGGAGACAGCUCCACCGUAUGUGGCGGCUGGAAUAAGGAUCAAAUUGAAAGUAAAACUUGGAAAAUAAAAGGAAGGAAAAUUCUCCCAGUGGAAGAGGCCGUGGUUACCAUCGCCAAUUUUAUGUGAUAUUAAAUUCAUGAGAAAUUCCUUUACCCGCAUCCUGUGUUGGAUUGCAAAUUACUUAAUUGUGGAAUUUAAUCAUGGACAUUGUCCCUCUUGAAAAUAAUUUUAAACAGUCUUUUAUUUAAUUAAAUACCCCGGGUAUUUUUAAAAGACAGUUUUUCCCCGAAUCCAAUGGCCCGUUGGGCCGCUGAUAAUUAAUGGAUUAUACCACGAUAUAUUUAGCGAAUAAUUAAUGAUUGUCUUCCUGCAUUCCGGGGUAUUGAUCCCCUUCCGAGGAAUGAGGGUUUUGUGCUUAAUAACGUCGAAAAAAAGUCAUUCCAACUUCACCAAGUAUUUGAGGUAAAAGCGGCGUUAGUUGAGCUCCAGUGAAUUCAAGAGGGACUCAUCCUGGCUUCACUCUUUCUCUCUCUUACCACCCAUUUCUUUUAUUAUUAUUAUUUUUUUUUUCAUUCACACUUGCCGCUUUUUCCCGUCAAUGUUUUUUCGUCCUGGCGGGUCUUUCAGCUUCUCACAUUUUGUUUUUGAUCCAUUCUCGUUUUCACAGAUGUGAAUACUCGAAUUCUUCUAUUUUAUAUUACAUUUAACGAGACCAGUUGAAGUUGGGGAAUUGUAGAAAUAUUAGCGCAAAUUUGAGUAUAAAAUCAUUUUCUCAAAAAUAAAUAGAAAACUUCCGAAGGGAUUGCAAAGACAUGACUGUCUUUUCCCCUCGUCGAAAAUCAGUUAUCGAUAGCUCAUUUGAAAUGUCCCCACUCUAAAGGAAGUAUCCCACCCCCUCGGUUCGUCCGGUAAUAAUUUUCUGUUCCUCGGAGCCUCAUCAAUCGAUCAAUCGAUAUUGAAUAUAAAAUUCUUCGGUUUCAUACGAAGUAUUCACCCCCCUAAUGUCCCCAGAACCAAUUUUCCCUUUUGUGAAAUAGCAACAAUCUAUAAGUGAUGGCCUGCCACUUGUUAUAUCGUUACCAUUUCGACUUACGACCGGAAGAGCGGAUAAUUUCAACAGCAACACAAAAGGGGUUGAAAAAAAAUACGUGGGAUAUAGUCAGGUGGUUGAAAAACUGUCCUGCGUUUAGAAUAUUAAAUAAACCGGGUGAAGACGGCACUGGACAUUGUCAUCCUAUUCCUGCAACUGCAGUCGAGGGGUUGACAUGGUACUACUACAGCAGAGUUUUCUGUGCUUUCAAUACUUCGGUAUCUGGCCUCCACUUCAUUUGAAGCCCAAGAGCUGGCGGUCUCGGUUUUACUCGCUCUACACCAUUUACAUUGUGGCUCUUGUAUAUUGGUUCACAUUAUCAGAACUGAUUAAUCUGCUAAUCACGACCGACGAUGUCGAGGAAUUUUCUGACAGUUGUUUCAUGCUGCUAUCGAUGACAGCCGUAUGUGCCAAAAUUCUUAUAAUUCUCGUGAAGCGAUCGGACAUUAAAGAUAUUACGGUUGCUCUUGAGAGAUAUCCGCAUAAAGCGAUGAAUUCGAAAGAACAGGAUAUUCAGGAUGAGUAUGAUGGCCAGGUCAGAUUUCUCACCUCAUUUUAUGGUGUGGCCACAGAAAUAACCGUAUGGUCCAUGUCCAUCUUUACGUUCUUUCAAGAAAUACCUUUUGGGGUACUUCCGUACAAGGCAUGGAUACCUUACGAUUACUCGGGACCCAGAGUGUACUGGCUCACUUAUUGUCAACAAUUGCUCAGUGUUAUCAUUGGUGCCAACGUCAAUAUUGGAUUUGACACUAUUGUUCCUGGAUUUAUUCUGCAAAUAUGCGCCCAGUUCAAUAUUUUGAAGUGCAGAUUGCACCCAGUCAUUACUUAUUUCAAGGACGAGGAACACUCGAAGGAAAAAUCGACAGAUGUUUCGAUACUUUCGGAAAAUCAUCUCGUUGAGUGCAUCAAAUAUCAUCGUGAUAUAUUCAAAAUGGCAAAAAAAAUUAAUUCUAUCUUCACGAGUGUUAUCUUGGUGCAAUAUGCAGCGAGUUCGAUUAUAAUAUGCGUCAGUGUGCUACUUAUUUCCAAGAUGCCAUUAUUUUCACCAAAAUUUUUAGCUCUCUUCAUGUACCUCUCAUGUAUGCUCAUGCAAAUCUUCAUGUUUUGUGCUGCUGGGAAUGAAGCCACCAUCCAAUGCCAGAGCAUGAUAGAUGGAAUCUGCGGUACCAAAUGGUACCUUUUGGGAAAUCGUAUGAAGAAAUAUCUUCUACUGAUGAUGCUUCGGACUUUGAGGCCCGUUAGAUUUGUCAGUGGAUUCAUCAUCACUCUGUCUUUAGAUUCUUUCUGCGCUGUACCUCCUCAAAACGUCUUACUCGGCAUACACAGUACUGCAAAGGUGUUCAUGAUGAAAAAUUUUGUCACUAAAAACUCUGUCAAAAAGAAUCCGAUUGGCUAAUUAAUUAAAAAAAUAUUAUUAUGCAUAUUCGAGGUGUUGAAUUGAAGUCUCAUGGGUGAAAAGAAUUUCAAACCCAAUUUUUAUUGUUUGAUUUGUGAUAGAUAUAAUUGUUUCAGCUAAUUGUUAACUAAAAAAAUAAGUAUUGAGGAACAGGUAGGGAUGACAUAGUCAAUUUUAUUAACUAGGAAGCUGUCGAACGUAAAUAUAAAUUUAAUGGCAAGAGGAAAAAUAAUUCCUGAAGGACAUGUAUUACGCAUUUCGGUAUCUUUUUAUUUAUGUCACACAGCAAAUAUUUUUAAGCUAUUGAAAUUAAGUUCUUCUGGAGUACCAGGAAAUGGCAUAAGAACUUUAGUAUUCCUCUUUAUUUUUCUUCCUUAAUCAAAGCUGAGAUUUUUUCAAAUUUUAAAAUUCAUGAGCACUUUAUAUUUUUAAUAUUUCCUAUUUUCUAAAGUCGAUAAAAAAUAUUUUCCACUGGCAUCAUCUAUAUUAAAAAAAUAUGAAAUAUGUUUCAUAUCUAUUUUCAUCCCUAUUUUAGCAAAAAUAACUUCCACAUAAGAACAACAGCAAUUUUUCACUUCUUUUCUUAUGGAAUGUCUUCUCCCUGGCCAAAAUAUGCUCCUCCCUCAUUAUCCCUCCCCAAAGAUGAAAAACAAAAAUCUCCCGAGUACCGGAAAACUGUUCACAACUUAUGAAGGUACACGGCGGGUACGACAGAAGUUUUUAUUAUUCAGCGACCGGCGAUCGCGUUCAACUUCAGAUUAAAUUCCUAUCAACUUCGGUGGAAAUUUUUUUUUUUACCACACAGCAUUCUCGCAUGUACCCCGUGCAAAAAUCCAUUGUUAAGCGAGGGAUUAUACGGUGAAAAUCGAUUUCGCUGAGAGCAUAGUUGACAGUCAUGGAUUUUUUUCACCCCAUGCAAAUGCA